CUCAGGACUUGUUUAAAUAACAGGUUACUGGUGAGUGCAGUAAUUAAUUCCCUUUUCUUUCUUAUCAGCUGGCUUUCACGGAAAAAAUGAAGGAGCUUAAUGUGAAGCAGACAAAAACAGAAGAAGCUGUAAAACGGCUUCGCGAAUUGAAUUCCCAUGUGUUAGCAGCAUACUCUGGAUAUCUAGAAAAAGCUAUGCAGCAUUAUAAGGGGAUUAAAGCACUUAUUGAAGAUGAUGAGCAGCAGACCCUGCAGUUCAUUGAGGCUGAACGACAGGCUGCCACACUGUACAUUGAAGCACAGACUAAAGACUGGGUGGAAGAGCUUGAUGACUUAAACAGAACUACGGAGCAGAUAAAUACCAUUUUAAAUCAGAGCGACUCAUUCAGAUUUCUAAAGGGAGCAAACUGUAAUGAAUAUCGCAUUAACUCCUUGCUAAACAAGCAGAAUCUGGUUAUCCAUGAUACAGUGGUUGACGAUGCCAAGCUUUCUUCUUUGAUUAAGUCAAUCAGUAAGCUCUUCAACAGUUUGUCCAAGACUGAUACCUCGGUCAGGAAAGCUCUGUUGGCAUAUGCGACGACUAUUACUUUUGAUCCUGUAACUGCAAAUGAAAACCUUAUCCUUUCAGAAGACCGAACAAUCGUACGCUACACUGAUGCAAUUAUAAAGGCUCCAUACAGCCCCAAACGAUUUGAUGACACUUUAUAUGUGCUUAGUUCUCAAGGGUUUACAUUUGGCAAUCAUUACUGGGAGGUAAUGGUGAAGAGCAAGUCUGACUGGGAGAUCGGGGUUGCUUAUUCAUCCAUACCUAGGAAAGGUAAAUGUUGGUUGGGCAGGAACAAUGUGUCAUGGUCUCUAGAGUGCAGCUGUGAGCAGUAUACUGCAUGGCACAAUAACAUAUCCCAAAAAGUUACUGCCAGGGGAAAACUUGAACGAGUUGGUGUUUAUUUGAAUUACACUGCAGGAGUGCUAGCAUUUUAUGAUGCUCAGAAAAUGGCACUUUUGGUUACCUUUUAUCACAAGUUUACUGAAGCCCUUUACCCUAUUGUAAACCCCUGUAACAGUAAAGGAGGAAAUUUUGCACCUUUAAGCAUUUUGCAACUGAAAGGAAUUUAGCCUUUGACUGCUGUUCCAAAAUUUAAUUCAUUUAAUUUCUGUGACAUGAACCAAAAGGAAAAUUAUUUUGAGUGGGGAUAAUUUUAACCUUACUUGCCCAGGAGGAAACCUAUAGGACUGGGGGGAAGUCGAUUUUACACCCUGCCUGAUAUUACUCACUAUCAAGGUUAAAAUUGAACAGGAUGUUAAAGCAGAAUUGUGCCCAACCACUUCAAUAUCCUGUCAUGCCGAGAAGGCAUGAAGAAACAAAGAAUCUGAAAGAUUUUUUUUUCUCUUCCAUAUUCUCUUGUUUAAUUAUUUCAUUUAAAUGGACAAUUGCUGGGCUGAUAAAAUGGCCACAGCUAAUCACAUGCUGGCAGUUCUGGACAAUUCUGAGCAGUUCCAAUGGACAAAGGUGAACUCAUCAACUUCCUAGAAUGUGACUUGUGUUGUAUUGUAUUGAACAUUCCAGCAAAGUCAACACAAGGAACUAGUAGAUGAGACUUCUGCACCAGCCAGCCCUGGAUAAAGGCAGAGCUAUUUGUGACUCCUCGUCUCCAACAUUGUGCUAAUAGUUCAAAAUGCAAUGGAUUGUAACAAGGGGGCCUCGUUAGCUAAAUGGCUCAACCCUGUCACAUGACUGAGACUUGAACUGUUUGAGUUGUUUUAAUUAUACAGCUUCUAUCUUCAGUUGCUGCUUAACCUCAGAAGAGAUAACAGGCCUCCAGGCUGUAGCAGCCUGCCUGUGGCCUCCGACUCUCUCAAAGCCUGGUCUCCAGAAAGAAUCCUGCAUUUUGCUUACAAAGUGAACUAAUUCCCAGAAUGCAAGAACGCUUUUGCUGCAUCUUCACCUGCCUCAGACUUCAACUGAGCUCACGGGAAAAGACCAGGAUUGCUGCCAGACAAACCAACUGAAAGAACCUUCCUUUGACAGUGACUUACUGGACUCUGGUCUUUAUACUGUACCUUUUUCUCUCCCUUAUCCCUCUUUCAUUGUGUGAAUAUA
This is a messenger RNA of Carcharodon carcharias (great white shark), 2100 nucleotides long. RefSeq names its product zinc-binding protein A33-like. The transcript is spliced from 5 exons. The record is from RefSeq and is a predicted model, not a curated record. Bases 87 to 1115 code for a protein of 342 amino acids. Gene Ontology annotation, molecular function: protein binding. Lineage: Eukaryota; Metazoa; Chordata; Chondrichthyes; Lamniformes; Lamnidae.